Limanda limanda (common dab) is the source of this 1536-nucleotide messenger RNA. RefSeq names its product Y+L amino acid transporter 2-like. NCBI's taxonomy places the organism in Eukaryota, Metazoa, Chordata, Actinopteri, Pleuronectiformes, Pleuronectidae. The transcript is spliced from 9 exons. Gene Ontology annotation, biological process: amino acid transmembrane transport. Bases 13 to 1536 code for a protein of 507 amino acids. The record is from RefSeq and is a predicted model, not a curated record. Gene Ontology annotation, cellular component: membrane. Gene Ontology annotation, molecular function: L-amino acid transmembrane transporter activity.
CUGAGGCAGAAGAUGGGGGUCAUGUCACAGACAAUAUGCCCACGUUCACGGGCUCCUUCUGUUGAGGACUUAAAGGCCCAAAAUGCAGUCAAAGAAGAGAAGAUGCACAUGAAGAGAGAAAUCUCUCUCGUCAAUGGGGUCUGCCUCAUCGUGGGCAACAUGAUCGGCUCUGGGAUCUUUAUCUCACCUAAGGGUGUGCUCAUGCACUGUGGCUCAUACGGACUGUCGCUGCUGAUCUGGGCCCUCGGAGGUGUCUUCUCAGUGUUCGGGGCUCUGUGCUACGCCGAGCUCGGCACCACCAUCACCAAGUCCGGAGCCAGCUACGCCUACAUCCUGGAGUCUUUCGGUGGGUUCCCGGCCUUCAUCCGCCUGUGGACGUCCAUCCUGCUGAUCGAGCCUGCCAGCCAGGCCGUGAUUUCACUCACCUUCGCCAACUACCUGGUGGAGGCUUUCUACCCAACCUGCCAGGCGCCGUACCAUGCUAUCCGCCUCAUAGCAGCAGCCUGCCUCUGUAUGCUCAUUUUUGUGAACUGUGCCUAUGUGAAGUGGGGGACUCUGAUCCAGGACAUCUUCACUUACGCCAAACUCAUGGCACUCAUCCUCAUCAUCAUUGUAGGAAUCCUGAAACUAUCCACUGGAGAAUCAAAAAGCUUCGAUCGUCCUUUUGAGGGCUCCGCCACGGAUCCUGGGCCGAUAGCUUUGGCCCUCUACUCGGCUCUGUUCUCCUACUCCGGCUGGGACACACUGAACUUUGUGACUGAGGAAAUUCAGAAUCCAGAAAGAAAUCUGCCCCUGGCCAUUGCCAUCUCUAUGCCCAUCGUGACCAUCAUCUACCUGCUGACCAACGUGGCGUACUACGUGGUCCUGGACAUGCCAUCUCUGUUGUCCAGUGACGCCGUGGCUGUGACCUUCGGGAAUGCAGCACUGGGGCCAUUCAAGUGGAUCAUUCCUGUGUCAGUGGCCAUGUCCUGCUACGGUGGACUCAAUGCUUCUAUCAUCGCUGCCUCGAGGUUGUUUUUCGUUGGAGCCAGAGAAGGCCACCUCCCCAACAGUCUGAGUCUGAUCCACCUGGAGCGUUACACACCCAUACCUGCGCUGCUCUUCAAUGGGUUGAUGGGCCUGAUCUUUCUGUGUGUGGAGGACGUGUUCCAGCUCAUCAACUACUUCAGCUUCAGUUACUGGCUCUAUGUGGGUCUGUCUGUGGCCGGCCUCAUUUACCUGCGCGUCACUCAGCCUGACCGACACAGGCCAGUCAAGUUGAGCCUGUUCUUCCCCUUCAUCUACUGCCUGUGCAGCCUGUUCUUAGUCAUUGUUCCUCUGUACGGAGACACCAUCAACUCUCUAAUAGGGAUUGGUAUUGCGCUCUCUGGUGUGCCUGUUUACUAUGUGGUCAUUUACCUGCCUGAGGACAAGAGGCCCAAGUUCAUACAGAAAUUAAAUGCGUUUGCCACCAGAUGCACCCAGACUCUUCUCUACUGCUGCCUGACAGAAGUCCACACAGAGACAGAAACACAGGCAGGCGCUAAAGCGCAGUGA